Molecule: messenger RNA, 2242 nt
Organism: Salvia hispanica
Lineage: Eukaryota; Viridiplantae; Streptophyta; Magnoliopsida; Lamiales; Lamiaceae
Source: RefSeq, a predicted model, not a curated record
UGUCGUUUCAGACAAGCCAACAGCCACAGCUCCACCCCAACCAACACCCAAAUUUAUUUGUGAUUCAAAAUCGGUGAAUUUAAACCACCAACCCAUUUUCUCUUUACCUUUAUUACCGUUUUCGUUUUGUAGGCGGAGGACCGUUUACGGUCACACUCUGGCCGCUCACGAGAUCCCUCAUAAUAUUAAAGGUUCAUUCAUUUAACAUACUUAAGAGAGGCCGGUGCUCCUGUAUUCUGGUUGAGAUAUAUAUAUUGGGAGUAUGAGAUUAUCUUCUCUUGGUUGUAGUUGUGAUUGUAUCAUCUGUUUCGAAAGGCUACCAGAUUUACUUCAAUUGAGCCAGGGAAAUGCCAUCCAAUAAUUUUUCAAGAUUUCGUGGUGCAAUCUGGCAAGGAUUCUGGAGAUCAAUAUAUGGGCAAGAAUCUGGUAUUCAAGGUCAGAUAGAUGAUUUGAUUGGCCAGGGGAGGUUGUUGGUUGGCCGCUCUAGGCUCUUGCAUUUUGUACCCUCUGAAACAAAUAGUGGCCCGCAUAUAUUUGUUCGGUCCGGUACACUUGCUGCUGCUCAAGCGGAUCUACAUUUAGCCAAUCGAAGAAGAAACCUUUCAGUUGUUGAAUCAUUUUCUCGAGCAAUUUCCAUACCAUCUAUUUCGGGGCCUUCAUUCCAGGUUUGUGGGCAUCACAUUGAUUGUUUGCUAUCAAGGCCUUCUAAAGUCUCUGGGAUCAGCUCUCCGAAAUCACUAAUGGCUGGUUGUGGGUCCAGAUUGCCUCACACUGAGUGCUCUAUUGGAAAUUUGUCUUCUAGACAUGUUAAAAAUUGUGCUGCUUCAUAUCAUUCUUCUUGUGUGUAUAAAAGGAGUAGUGUUGGAUAUUGUAGAAACGCUACCAUGAGUUUGAGAAAUAAAGAGCAGCCUAAUAACUUCUUGUUGUAUGGUUAUUUCAUAUACAAUGCCGCGAAGAGAAAGGGGAGUAGCAAUCCAUUCCUUGGAUUUGGAUUUGAGCGUUCUUAUAUAUCAUCACCUGCAUUUUCAUCUGCCGGCACUGCACCAGAGGUAUCAUUUGAGAACUCCGUGAAGGAAGAACAGCGGUCAACCUCUGCUGAUUCAUCUGAGCUGAACAGUCCAAUCGUCAGAGCUUUGAAGCUGAAUUCAGGAUCUUGUUACCUGCCCCAUCCUGACAAGGAAGAAACUGGCGGAGAAGAUGCUCAUUUCAUUUGUUUAGAUGAACAAGCCAUCGGUGUAGCUGAUGGUGUAGGUGGAUGGGCUGAUCUAGGUGUUGAUGCAGGUUUGUAUGCACGUGAGCUUAUGUCACAUUCAGUCAAUGCAAUUCAAGAAGAACCAAGAGGCUCUGUCGAUCCUGCUAGAGUCCUAGAAAAAGCCUACACUAGCACAAGGGCAAAGGGAUCCUCAACUGCUUGUAUUAUUGCUCUCACUGGUGAGGGUCUCCAGGCCAUUAAUUUAGGAGAUAGUGGGUUUAUGGUUGUUAGAGAUGGAAGUACGGUUUUCAGAUCCCCUGUUCAGCAGCAUGAUUUCAAUUUUACUUAUCAGCUGGAGUGUGGGAGUACUGGCGAUUUGCCUAGCUCCGGACAGAAUUUUGUAUUUCAGUUAUAGUUGGAAAUGAAUGGCGUAUUAUAUUUGAGAGAUAUCAAUGGUUUGCUGAGUGAUCAUCCUAUUGGGCCUGCAUACUAUCCUGACAUUUCAAUCAGACAUCUGAAAGGUUUGCAGUUGCAGUUGGGAAUAAAACUUACUAGUGUGAUAAAUCCAUUUUUAUGGGAAGCACUUUUAUUCACUGCAUGGUUAACUUGUCACUAACAUUGGCAGCUCUAUUAGUAACUUCUGUUGUCCUGGAAAUUUAGCAUUUUGGCCUCUUGUUGGCAUAUGAGGAAGGCAUUAUUAAGCAACCAUAAUCCUAUCAGUGGACAGUGAUAACAACCUAUCUGGAUUCAUGAUUGCCUUAUCUUAUCCGUAACACAUAAUUUGUAGCUGUUAUUUAUAGAUUAGUUAUGCUUCUCCAGCCAUUGAGUUAUAUAGAAUUCCACAUUUUUGUGGAGUUUAAUUGGAAAGGCUGAACAUCAUCUGUAAUUUCUUAUGUUUUUUCUGCAGUUCUGGUGUAGUCUGAAGCUACAAAUAAAGACAAUGAAACUAAAUGGUUCAUGUGUGUGAUGCAGGUGUUUACAAUACCUGUUGCUCCUGGAGAUGUGAUAAUAGCUGGGACUGAUGGGCUAUUCGACAAUCUGUAUAGCAAU